Messenger RNA from Molossus molossus (Pallas's mastiff bat), 822 nucleotides. It is a transcript of the gene SNRPE, whose product is annotated as small nuclear ribonucleoprotein polypeptide E. Lineage: Eukaryota; Metazoa; Chordata; Mammalia; Chiroptera; Molossidae. Gene Ontology annotation, cellular component: U2 snRNP; U5 snRNP; U4 snRNP. The record is from RefSeq and is a predicted model, not a curated record. Bases 189 to 467 code for a protein of 92 amino acids. The transcript is spliced from 5 exons. Gene Ontology annotation, biological process: spliceosomal snRNP assembly; mRNA splicing, via spliceosome. Gene Ontology annotation, molecular function: RNA binding.
GAGCAGAUGCCUAAAUUUGGCCUCCCCCGGAGGCAAUAGACCACCGAGAAAAGCUAGAGAAGCACUUCCCAAGAGUUGCACAGGCCACUAAGCGAGCACCGCACACUUCCGCUUCCGGUUCCUAUUCCGGAAGUGGCUUUCUGAGGUUGCGCGCCGUUUAGUGUGGUCGGUCUUUGUGAGCUUCCAGCAUGGCGUACCGCGGCCAGGGUCAAAAAGUCCAGAAGGUGAUGGUGCAGCCCAUCAACCUCAUCUUCAGAUACUUGCAAAACAGAUCUCGGAUUCAGGUGUGGCUUUAUGAGCAAGUGAAUAUGCGGAUAGAGGGCUGCAUCAUUGGUUUUGAUGAGUAUAUGAACCUCGUAUUAGAUGAUGCAGAAGAGAUUCAUUCUAAAACAAAGUCAAGAAAACAACUAGGUCGGAUCAUGCUAAAAGGAGAUAAUAUUACUCUGCUCCAAAGUGUCUCCACCUAGAAAUGUCUAAUGAAGUGAGAAAUUGUUGAGAAGCAAUACAGUUUGGUUCUCAAUUGUCCUCUGUUGGAAUUAAAGGCUAAAUAUACCCAUUCGUUUUGUUCACUACCAACUGAUAAAUAAAUAAUGUUGAAUUGUUUUUAUUAAAAAAUGUACAUUGUUUCUGUCUAGUAGUAGAGACCUUUUACAGUGACACUGUUAGUUGUUGGUAUUUUAGUUUUCUGAAGGUGGCUGUUGACCCUGGGCAUUUGCUUUUCACAGAGCCUGAUCUAUAGAUUCUUAAGGCAGAGUAGGAAUUCUGCCUGACAGGUAAGCUUCUAAUACUGGGUGGAAGAGAACAAGAGGGUUCACGAAAAUA